This is a messenger RNA of Hibiscus syriacus, 444 nucleotides long. RefSeq lists its product as uncharacterized. The record is from RefSeq and is a predicted model, not a curated record. NCBI's taxonomy places the organism in Eukaryota, Viridiplantae, Streptophyta, Magnoliopsida, Malvales, Malvaceae. The transcript has 3 exons. Bases 1 to 405 code for a protein of 134 amino acids.
AUGAAGAAGUUUAGAGUUUCCUAUUACUUUAGCUUGACGAGUUCUUCUAGGCGAAUCACGGCAACAAUUGGCUCCAAGUAUGGUAAAUCUAUAAAGCGAGGGAUUAUAUCAUUCUUCAGUAUAGAUGAGAGCAGGUUUAUACAAGUCGACGAGUUCCAAUGCAUUCCCUAUUUUUCGAGGCACUCUUGGGGCUUGUUUCGCCAUAGAACCAAACUACUUUGCCGAAAGUGUGAGAACCACAUUGGAAAUGCUUAUGAUGACAAAACUUCAGGCUACACCCUUGUAUUAGACAAAUCCGAUUCUCCAUCUGGUAGUGAAGCUUCUAGCUAUAGAAGAUAUGAUGUCAGAAUCCGCGCCCUACAACCCUCAUCGGCUCAAGAACUUGGCACCCCGCCUUUUAUAUGAUUUAGUUGAGUGUUGUAUCUCCAUCACAUAUUGAUUUUC